GUGGCGGAGGGAGGGCAAGAUAAAGGGACGAGGCACAGUCCGCCAAACGUCUCCAAACGCGGGGAAGGAGCUAUUUUAUCCCGCGUUGGAGCGAUUUAUAAGUGGCGCAGGACCAUAAGCAAGGACGGAGGCGUGGUCGAGAGGUCGUUCCCGGGGUGAACAUUAGCCUGAGACUUGAAUGUCGUCGGAAAUGCGGUGGGGAUAAGGCGCGGAUUCGCCUUCCUUUCUACAGGGUUAGGAAGCUGCCCACCUUCGAUUUGUAGCCCGUCACCAGAUUUUCGGAGAAAGAGGCUGUCCCAGUUGGGCUUCGCCUUCGAUCUUUCGGGAUCGUCAUACCUGGGACUCUGUCUGCAUGCCAGGCACGUGCGCGCCCGUGGAGUUCCGGACUCUCAGCCCCAUCUUGCUUCUCCUGGCGUAAGAGUGAGUAGGAAAAUGGAAUAGUUUUUUUCUAUGUGAUUUUUAUCAGACAAAUGACAAUUCAUUGAGACAACAGAGGAAAAGGAAUCCAGGAUGGAUGGCUUAGUUAAACAGAAAGGUAUGCUGAAAAAGCAUAAUAAGGCAAUUGACACCAAGAAGAAGAAUGGGUUGAUUAACACAAGGAACUUAAUGGCUGAAAACAGGGAGGGGUUGGUAUCUGUAUAUCCAACUGCUCAGUAUCAGGGUCGGCCAGUUGGGACUCUCUAUCCCCCAAAUGACCCAAUACAACAGCUUCUUGACCCCAGUACUCUGCCACAGACAGUAGAAUCCCGCUAUCAUCCAAACAUCAUCCUCUAUUCAGAAAGCAUGCUACGAUCGUGGGGAGAAAGCCUGAGUGCAGAAUGCUGUGAAACAACUUUUAUUGAGGACAAGUCACCCACCAAAGGCUGCCUGGAUUAUCCUGAAGGCAAAUUUGUCAGUCUAUCCACAGAUGAGAUUAAGAUCCAGACCCUCUCCUAUGAUGUGGAAGAAGAAGAAGAAGAAGAAGAUGACGACGACGACGACGACUUCCAAGAACUAGAGAGUGAUUACUCAAGUGACACCGACAGUGAAGACCAUUUCCUUAUGAUGCCUCCCAGGGAUCAUCUUGGACUCAGUGUAUUCUCCAUGCUGUGUUGUUUCUGGCCAUUGGGAAUAGCUGCUUUCUAUUUGUCACAUGAGACAAACAAAGCCAUUGCUAAAGGGGAUUUCCACCAAGCAAGCUCCAGUUCACGGAGAGCUCUCUUCUUGGCUGUGCUAUCCAUCACCAUUGGAACAGGCAUCUAUGUAGGAGUUGCUGUAGCACUCAUAGCUUAUCUAUCCAAAAACAACCACAUAUGAAAUUUGACAAAUUAGACUGCUACUGAAAGCUAUAGUGGAAUGGUAUUGUACCUUUCAAAUAUAAAUAGUUUCGAGAAUGAGAAGGGCUGUCAAAAAUUUAUACAAUCUGAAUUCUGAAGAAAAAUGUUCUGGAUCUUUUUUACUUUUCUGAUUUAUUUUUAGUAUUGGCAAAACUCUUAUUGCAAGAAAGCCAUGGGCAUUUCCAAAUACCAAAAGGUAGUCUCAGACCUUGUUUGUAAUUUGUUUUUUGUGUAAAUUAGAUUCAAUUCCAAAUUUGGGAUCACCUGUCAAAAAGUAAGAGUCAUCUGAAGUUACAAAAUUAAAGGUGGAGGGUCUGAAAGUGAUUUUGCUAUCUCAGAAAGCUAAUUCUGGAUUCUGGAUGGCUAAGAACUAGUAACUGGCUUAGUGCUUAUCCAUGACUAAAAUACAAAUAAAGCUGCAGAAUCAGUGUAAUGUAGGAAUAGCAAGGGACUGUCAGUUCUUUUAUUCAAUCAUAAUCAGAAAAGGGCCAUCCCUGAGCCAAAUGAAAUGCAGUAGCUGAGGUGGCAGAUUUUGGUGUUAUAAGGAACAGCAGAAUUGGAAAGUGAGGGUUCCAGUUAAAGUAUAAAGGUGUUACAUACUUUGCAUAAACUGCACUAGAAUACACAGAAGCUGUAUAACACAUAACAGUGGUCUUGUGCAACCCUGUUCUUUGACUCAGUGUAGCUUACACAGGAAUGUUUCUACACAGAAGAACACAGGUUCAUAAAUGAUUUCAUUGAACAGCUUUGAAGUCAAAGCAUCUUGUGCUGGUUGGCCCUGCUCCUGUCAAAAAAAACCCUCGCUUAUAAAGCAUGCUAUUCUUUCUGGCAGCAUCUCUUUUCCAGAGAGGAUUUUUUUUUCAGCAAGUAAAUAUAAGAAACCCAUCCAUAAAUGUCAUGGCAAGGCAUGAAGUAUCUAUCACUGAGAAACCAGCCUAGUGGCACAAAAAUGUUUUCUUAGCUUACAGACUCACAUCUGAGCAAAGCUGGAAUAUGUUGGAAAAUGUCUCUUGGUACAAAACAUGAAUAAACAAUGGUCAUAUUGUAAAGAAUGUAUUUAAUAUUUUAAAAAUUGUUUAAAAAUCAUGAUAUAUCUCUUCUAAUGGUCUUUUGCUCUCUUGAAGCAAUCUUUUCAUGUGGCAUUUUACAGAAUCUUAUAAAACCAUUCACUGCAAUGAGAUAAGGUAUUAUCUGUCUUGAUUUUUAUCAACAUUAUUAAUCCAAGGUAUUUUCAACAUUUGAGGAUGUUUAAAAUUUGUUUACUUUGGGAUUAAUAUAUUUUCUGUAAAAGCUCCUAAACCUAUGAUGAAAACUGCUAUUAAAUUGUAGUUUAGAUUGGGAAAAGCAAAGUGAGUGGUUGAGAUAUCAAGGGAAUCUUGUCCAAAUACCAAAUCAAGUCAAAAGAUACCAAUAUAAAUUCUUUUCAAAAUCUGGGCUUUACUAACAGCUUGGUUUAAUCAAUUAUAGCUUUUCCCCACUCUUUUAUAAAUUGUUUGGUAUCAGUUCUUAAAGUCAACUAAUGGAAAAUACCUUGGAUGGAUCUGCCAGUUCAUAUAGUUACAGAUCCUACCAGGGAGGGCCAAACAGGUGAAGCAAAGUCAAAUAAUAGAUCUCUGACUAGUGAUGGAAACUUUUGAUGCUAGUAACGCUACUGGCUACUUAUAGCUAUUAUAUUGUGCUUCUUCAGUGAUCUAUUAUCGAGGAAGAACUGCAUUGCUUCCAUAGUCACCUUAAAAGUAAUGUUGCUCCUAUACUACAGGUGGCUUGAAAUGUCUAACAGUGUAAUUACAUAAUCUAAUUAGAAAUUGGCAUUAGGCUAUUGUGGAAACAAUGCUUUUUCAGGAAUAUGUUGAGUUGAUCAAAUUAUAUUCCCACAACACCAUGAAGUAAGAUGCUAUGUUUGUACAUGGGGCUGACAAAGAAAGUGACUUGCCCUAGGCCAUUCCAUAGAAGAGGUGAAUUUUGAAACAAAAGUCUCCUGAAGAGAAACUUCACUCUUCUCAUUGGCCUAUAAUAAAGUUUAUUCUUAUACUUUGAAGUAUUUUGCUGAAUGCUCAAUAGUUUAAAGAUUUCCAUCCAACAUAUCUGAAGAUAAAAAAUAUAUCUUCUUUCUGUAAAAUUUAUUCAUGUGAGGAGGAGAAGGAC
Molecule: messenger RNA, 3461 nt
Organism: Ahaetulla prasina
Lineage: Eukaryota; Metazoa; Chordata; Lepidosauria; Squamata; Colubridae
Gene: SYNDIG1
Product: synapse differentiation inducing 1
Exons: 4
Coding region: 511-1296 (261 amino acids)
Biological process (GO): synaptic vesicle clustering; positive regulation of synapse assembly
Cellular component (GO): postsynaptic density membrane; synaptic vesicle membrane; excitatory synapse
Source: RefSeq, a predicted model, not a curated record